Nerophis lumbriciformis (worm pipefish) is the source of this 996-nucleotide messenger RNA. The record is from RefSeq and is a predicted model, not a curated record. Lineage: Eukaryota; Metazoa; Chordata; Actinopteri; Syngnathiformes; Syngnathidae.
AUGAAUGCCGCCACCGAUCUCUUCCUUUCGCUGACCCCGGAGAAAGUGCUCGCCGCCGUCGAGGCCGGCGGGCUGGUUUGCCGGCCGGUCUGCUAUCCGUUGAAUUCAUUCGAGAAUCGGGUCUACGAAGUCGAGCUCGAGGACCGCAGUCGCAUCGUUGCCAAGUUCUACCGCCCGGAACGGUGGAGCGAGGAGCAGAUCCUCGCCGAGCACGGCUUUCUGGCCGAGCUGGCGACCGACGAAAUCGAGGUCUGCACAGUGAUGCCGUUUCCCGACGGCACGACGCUAAAGAAGAUCGACCACAUCUACUACAGCUUGUCGGAGCGCCGCGGUGGCCGGGCGCCCGACGAGCUCAGCGAUGGUGACGUGCGCCGGUUGGGGAUGCUGGUGGCACGGAUGCACAACGUGGGCGCCCGACUUCCGGCGCCGCCGCGACCGCGGCUCGACGCCGAACGCUACAUCCGCCGCACCUUGAGCUUUUUCGCCCGUCACGACACCCUGCCCGAGCCCUUCCGGCGACGUUAUGUGACCGCCGCUGAGGCCAUUGCCGAGCAUGCCGAUCGGCUGAUGGAGGGCGUCGCUGCACAGCGCAUCCACGCCGACCUUCAUCUCGGCAACGUGCUGGUGCGCGACGAGGUGCUGCGGGUGCUCGAUUUCGACGACUUUGUCGAGGGGCCGCCGGUGCAAGAUUUCUGGCUCGCUCUACCCGGCCGUGACCCGGAGACCGAGCGUCAACGAGAGCUGUUUCUCGACGCCUACGAGCAGCUGCGCGAGUUCGAUCGCAAGACCCUGCGCUUGAUCGAGCCGCUGCGUGGCUUGCGCAUGGUGCGCUACGCCGGCUGGCUGGCGCGGCGUUGGCACGAUCCCGCGUUCCAAGCCGCCUGGUCGCAUUUCGGCAGUGACGAGUACUGGCGCCAGGAAACCGAAGACCUCGAAGAGCAGCUCGCCGUGGUGCGGGGAGAAAGCGCCGCCGCCGAGGCCGGCUCGACCUCGAGC